Columba livia (rock pigeon) is the source of this 1816-nucleotide messenger RNA. Its product is annotated as basic proline-rich protein-like. Gene Ontology annotation, biological process: synaptonemal complex assembly. Bases 1 to 1665 code for a protein of 554 amino acids. NCBI's taxonomy places the organism in Eukaryota, Metazoa, Chordata, Aves, Columbiformes, Columbidae. The transcript is spliced from 13 exons. Gene Ontology annotation, cellular component: synaptonemal complex. The record is from RefSeq and is a predicted model, not a curated record.
AUGCCUGGGUCCCUCCUGAACUCCUGGGUGAUAUCGGGGACCCCCCCCGAACAGCGACCCCCACCCCAGGGGGCAGCUCCACUUCUGAUUGGUCCAGCCCAGCCCCGCCCCCCGCCGCAGGGCAGCCCCGCCCCUCGGGGGGGGCUGCCGCCGCUGGCCCCGCCCCCGCGCGAGGCCCCGCCCAGCAGCCCCGCCCACAAACUCCGCCCACCGCGCAGCCCCCGCCCACAAACUCCGCCCACCGCUCAGCCCCGCCCACAAACUCCACCCACCGCGCAGCCCCGCCCACAAACUCCACCCACCGCGCAGCCCCGCCCACAAACCCCUCCCACUGCGCAGCCCCGUCCACAAGCUCCGCCCACUUCCCCCCAGCGGCGUCCUCAAGCUCCGCCCACCGCACAGCCCCCGCCCACAAACUCCACCUACCGCGCAGCCCCGUCCUCAGGCUCCGCCCACCUCGCCCCAGCCCCGCCCACAAACUCCGCCCACUUCCCCCCAGCCGCGUCCUCAGGCUCCACCCACCGGGGGCCAGCCCCGCCCCCCCGGAGCAGCCAUCUCCCCCCAGCCCCGCCAGCAGGCUCCGCCCACUUCACAGCCCCGCCCACAAGCCCCGCCCGCCGCCGCGCAGACACGCCCACAAGCCCCACCCCACUGGGGGGCAGCUGCGCCCUCAGGCUCCGCCCACCACUGCACAGUUGCGUCCUCAGGCUCCGCCCACCGCGCAGCCCCGCCCACAAGCCCCGGCCAUGGCGCAGCCCCCGUCCUCAGGCUCCGCCCACCGCGCAGCCCCGCCCACAAGCUCCGCCUGCUGCACAGUCCCAGCCACAAGCUCCACCCACCUCCCCCCAGCCCCGCCCACCCCCUGCUCAGCCACGCCCGCCGGGCCCACAAGCCCGCCCACCACGCGGCAGCCCCGCCCCCCAAGCCCCGCCCCUUGCCCCCAAACCCGCCCUGACCCCCAAACCCGGAGGAGCCGCCCAAGUUCCCCCCAGGUGUCCCUUGUCCCCCCUGGGGGGGGCCCCAAGGAUGGAGAUGCUUUUGGGGCGACUGCGGAGCCUGAACCAGGCCCGCCAGGUGGCCGCGCAGGAUCUGGCCCAGUCCCAGGGUCACACUCAGGACCUGCAGCAACAACUGGACCAGCUUGAGGAGCGUCGGGCGGCGCUGGACGGGCUGUGGCAGCAGAAACAGGAGUCCCUCCGUGUUUCCCGUCUGCGCUGGGAGGAGUUGGAGGCCAAAGGUCAAAGGUGCUGGGGGUCGAUCCUGAACCGCCAACGGGAGCUGGUGGGGGAGGGGCAGCGCCGGGACCACAUUCGGAACCAGCGCCGGGGACACCGGUUCGAGUUCUGGCGGCAGCUCGAGGACAUCAUGGAGCAGCACAAGGAACUGCAGGGGGCGCACGCCCCAGCCCAGUUGGAGGCUGAACUGGUGAAACUGGAGGAGAAGAGGGAGGAGCUUCUGAGCCAGGAGCGCCACCUGCUGGAGCUGGAGGAGCAGCUGGGCCCUGAAGCCUUCGUGGCCACGCGAUUGGUGGAGCAGGAGAUGGAGGCGGCGCGGCAGCGCCUGGGGGCGGAGCUUGGCCAGAAACUGUCCAAUCAGCACCGUAGGGACAGGCUCCUGCAGGACAUGGAGCGGCUGCAGCGCCCCCUGGAGGCACCGACGCCGUAACGAGAGACGGAAAACGUCCCCGCGUCCCUCUGUCUGUCUGUCCGUCUGUCCCCAUGUCCCCCUGUCCCCAUGUCCCUAUGUCCCUCUGUCUGUCCCCAUGUCCCUCUGUCUGUCCCCAAUGUCCCCAAUAAACGCCCCUUUUAUCCAUCUC